Messenger RNA from Nematolebias whitei (Rio pearlfish), 490 nucleotides. It is a transcript of the gene gcgb, whose product is annotated as glucagon b. NCBI's taxonomy places the organism in Eukaryota, Metazoa, Chordata, Actinopteri, Cyprinodontiformes, Rivulidae. The record is from RefSeq and is a predicted model, not a curated record. Bases 84 to 458 code for a protein of 124 amino acids. Gene Ontology annotation, biological process: response to starvation. Gene Ontology annotation, molecular function: hormone activity; glucagon receptor binding. Gene Ontology annotation, cellular component: extracellular region. The transcript is spliced from 4 exons.
GGAGCCUGGGAGAAGAAGCAAUCGACAGGAACCACCACCCCUUUCUCCAACAAUCUUCUGAAAGGAGCGCAGAAGCUCAAACAAUGAAAAGUGCUCAUUUUCUUGCUGGAUUCCUGCUCCUCAUCAUCAUCCAAAGCAGCUGCCUGAUGCCUGUCCAGGACGACGCAGACCGAACCGUCCUGUCAUUGAGUGAAAACUCAAUGUUCAAUGAUCCAAUUGAGUUCCCAAACAUGAAGAGGCACUCAGAGGGAACGUUUUCCAAUGACUACAGUAAAUACCUGGAGACAAGAAGAGCACAAGACUUUGUCCAGUGGCUGAAGAAUUCCAAAAGAAAUGGGAGUUUAUUCAGACGUCACGCAGACGGGACCUACACGAGCGAUGUCAGCUCCUACCUGCAGGACCAGGCAGCCAAAGAGUUUGUGUCCUGGCUGAAGACCGGCCGAGGCAGAAGAGACUAAACUCCAGCUGAGCUCCUCUUGCUGCUGCCCCC